Striga asiatica is the source of this 555-nucleotide messenger RNA. The record is from the annotation of a GenBank genome assembly. Lineage: Eukaryota; Viridiplantae; Streptophyta; Magnoliopsida; Lamiales; Orobanchaceae.
UUGCUAAAUGUUGAAAACCCUUUUACUUUAACACUCUUCACCACAAUCAAGAACAUACUCUUAGGAUCGACUAAAAUUAACUUAACACCAAUCGUAUUUCAACUCACAAACAAUCGAACCGAAAUAGCUCUACCUCAAGCUCACACCCCAUCAAAAUUUUCCAAACGAAUAAAGCGCUUGACCAAAGCGUCCAACCUCCCCAACACGCGCCUUGCCCUCUCCACGGCUUCACUGAAAACAGCCUCUCUUUCUUCUUCCAUAUCCAGCCCAAUUACCUCGAUCGAAACGACGCCGUUCAAGGAUCGUCUGAUCUCGUCCGCCGCAAUCCUCAAGCGCUCCUCAUCUCCCAUCAAAACCAACCUUCGCAAAGCACAAUUCGUCUGUAUUAAGCAUAAUUCCAUUUUUUUUUCUUUAAUUAAAUAUAAAGAUAAAGAUGCUGCGAGGACUUACCGGCAACCACGCUGGGCUAAAUGGCGGGCGAUGUUGAUGGAAACCUCGUCGCCGCUUGAGGUUAGCAAAAGUUUCUUUACUGGAUUUGCCAUUUUCACAGUUUGA